Molecule: messenger RNA, 1494 nt
Organism: Amborella trichopoda
Lineage: Eukaryota; Viridiplantae; Streptophyta; Magnoliopsida; Amborellales; Amborellaceae
Source: RefSeq, a predicted model, not a curated record
UGGGAUAUGCCAAGUUGUAUCCUUGUCCCAUAUUGUGCCCAUAUCUGUAUCCAUAUUUAUGUAUCUUAGUGUGCAACACAUAUUUCAAGAUCCUAGAAUGUUUUUUAGGAUGUCUUUGUUGUUGCACAUCUGCAUAUUUGAGUUUUGAACAUCAAUAGAAUCUGGAAUUGCACUUAGAAAAGACAAUGGAAAAAGUUCUAUGGGACUCUUAUAGCUAGAAUAUCUUAUAAUGGGUUGCUGUAAGCGACAUAAUGGCGAUUCCAUAAUCUAGCAAAAAUUCUUCAGUUGUGACACACCUUAUGUUCUUUGCAUAGCUGAUUGUUUCUGUCCUUCGUGUGGUUAUCAAUUGCAAAAUGUUUUCAGUAAUGUCUUGAAAAUAUAGUCCUGGCUUUUCUGUUUUCAAGAGUUUCAAGUAUAGUCUUUUCAUCUUUUUGUCUUUCUAUUUUGUCACUAGAUGUUUAUUUCAGGAGAUUUAAACCAUAAAUGCUGUAUUUCACCAGUAGCAACAAGCACUGUCUUUAUGUCCACUACCAUCCUCAUCUCAAUGGCUGCCCUCAUAUUAUUCAACAAAAGGCAAGAAGAUUUUCCAUCUUUGAGAGAGUACAAUGACUACUUGGAAGAGGUGGAGGACAUGACCUUCAAUUUAGUGGAAGGAAUAGACAUCCCUGCCAUUGAAGCAAAGAUCGCAAAGUACCAAGAAGAAAAUGCAGAGCAAAUUAUAAAUUCUCGUGCUCGUAAGGCAGAAGAGCUUGCGGCAGCAUUAAGAACAAACCAAGGACAUUCUUCACAAACUGAUUCCAUUGAUGCGACAGGAGCCCAAAACACGCAAUUUGCUGCUAGUAUGCAGGGGCAGUAUGCACCUGCUAUGGCAGGGGGGGGAGCAUUCAUGCAGCCGAGACCUAUGGGUACUGCUCCACAGCCAGUGCCCAUUAAGGGCAUCCCUGACGCUUCCAUGGCAGAAGAUGAGGUCACGCUGAAACUUCGUGCUGAGAGGGGUGCAAGGGCGGGUGGAUGGACUGUGGAGAUUAGUAAGAGGAGGGCUGUUAUGGAGGCUUUUGGUAGUCUUUGGUUGUGAUUUUUCUUUCAUACACGAGAGGUAGAGAGGGAGAGGGAGAGGCUUGGAUGAUGUUAAAGUGGGUUAUUUCAAUGUUGGGGUUCGAGUGGGAAGCUUUUUGUGUUGGUAUGGGUCACGGGUUCAGGGAAGGGACUCUCUCUAAAAUUUUGAUGCCACUUGUGCAUGUCCUUGUGACACUCUGAAGCUGAAAGCAAAUUCAAGUGUACCAUUAUUUGGUCUCACGUAGUCGAUUGUGUACUUUCUCUCUCUUGCUGGUGUUGGAGUAGGAAGCUUUGUAUGUUGUUAGAUGCCUUGUGAUUCAGAGGAGAUUUCCGUGUCUCUUAUCUCGAUGCCAUAAUAUCUCGUGUUUUCACGAUUGUAAAAAGAUGAAUUGCUCUCUAUCACCCCUAAGAUCUUGAUGCAUUACAUCUCUGAGAAGA